Caenorhabditis auriculariae is the source of this 1691-nucleotide messenger RNA. NCBI's taxonomy places the organism in Eukaryota, Metazoa, Nematoda, Chromadorea, Rhabditida, Rhabditidae. The record is from the annotation of a GenBank genome assembly.
AUGGACGGCAUCGAUUUUAUCUUCAUCUUGGCUCAUUCGAUCCUUUCGUUGGCCGGAAUUUUCCUCAAUCUUCUUCUGAUCUACAUUGGAGUUCACCAUUCUCCGGAUAAAAUCAGAACUUAUGCUGCUUUGAUCCUCAACUUCGCUUUCUCCGACUUGAUUAUUUGCAUCAUGAACUUUUUAAUUCAGAAAAGGUAAUAUAUUUUUUUCAUUCGAUUUUCAGCUCUGAACAGAAAAGUAUGAAUAUUUGCAGUAUCUGAGCCUUUUAGACUCAAGAAAAUGAAAAAAUUUGAAAACCAAGUUACAGACUGCUGACAACUGGUAACUCCACCAUCUUCGUUAACCACGGCCCUUGCACGUACUUUGGUCCAACUUUUUGCUUUCAAGCGUUAGUUUCACGACCUUUUUGGGUAUAUACAUCGAUAGAAUCUAUUUGAAGCAUUUAUUGUUGACAAAGAAUAUCCCUUUAGUGUAAAGUUUCGAAUUGUCUAAAAAUUUACUGUGCUCUAUAAAGGCCUGAUUAAAAUUACUCAAAUUCGUUUCCUGUGGCAAUUUUUCCAGUUUUUGAAACAUGAAUUUUCAAAGUUCUUGUUUAACACAGAGCUAGGCUUGAAUCCCGCAAUAGUCACCUUAUAAAAACGUUAUCUCAAAAACCAGAAGGUCGAUUAUGAUGGAUUUUCUCGUAGACCUUCUAAAAUUUUCGAAUCUUCCGAAUUCAAUCCUAAAAUAACCUUCCCAAAUGAAAUUGAUAAACAAUACUACAGAUCAAGCGUAGGCUGGGGUACAUGAAUAUGAGAUUUUUCUGUCUCUUCAGAUCGAAGUUGAUCUUACGGUCUCACCAUUUUGAGAUGAAAUGUUCAGAGAAAAGUAAAAUAGAAGCUGAAUAUCAUCAUCAAACAAAUUUCCAUUUCCAGGAACAACGUCCAACAGAGCCUUCUCACUUUCGGAGCCUAUUCUCUUCUUUAUUCGUUUUGCUACCGAUAUUACAUUUUAAUGCGACCACCUCCCUCAAGACGGAAUGUUCUGAUUGUCCUUGCUUUAGUAUAUCUGCCUUGCUUCUCUCAAUUGGUCAGCCUUUUGGUUCAUGAAGUGACAUAUAUUUCCUUCCAGUGUUUAUCCCUGUUCAUUGAAAGUCCAUCAGAAGAAAUGGUGAAGAUUUUUGACGACGCUUUCCCUCAAUACGACUCCAGAAACUUGACAAUCUGCGGAAUCAAAGAUAAUACUUUAUUAUUGCCAAAAUUGGUCAUCACGCAUGGAAUCUUCGCCGUUCUUCCACUUUAUGCGAUCAUUUUCAUCUUCCGAUACAAAAUCGUCAAAAAAAUGAAAGGCGUCAUGCCCGUGAGGUCGGAGACAAAAAGCAUGCAGAAGCAAUUUUUGAAGGUUUUCCUUUUCUACGGAAUUUACUGAUCAAUUUUGAUCAAUUUCAGGCUCUGACCUACCAGACCUUGAUUCCGAUCAUAACCCUGUUCGCGAUGUUCUUCUUCGGUAUUGGACAUAACCAAAUGUUCAAACACAAAGCAACUGAAUACGCAACUCCGAUUUUCUUACUUGUCACUCCAGUUGUAUCCCCUUUGACUUCUCUUUAUUUUGUUCACCCUUACAAGCACAAACUCCAGAGUUUGUUGAGCGGUGAUCGACCUCCACAAAAGACAAUCAGCGUUUCGACUUGCGAGACUUCCACGAUUCGAUAA